GAGCGUGUGUGUCUAUACUCUAUAUAUAUGGAUGAGAGAGAGCGAGCGCUAGCUCAGUUAGCUGCGCGCACAGGGAAAGAAGAAGCAACAAAUAAAUAAGGCAGCGAGCAGAGCCGCAGAUGAGAGAUAGAUAUCCGUCGUCCUCAGAUAGAUAGCUAGCUAGCUACAAGAUCACAUACUACAGUCCCCUCCCCAGUGAUCGAUCGAGCCACCACACCGAUCGACCUAGCUAGCGGCAGUCGUCUCGACAUACAGCUAGCUCCGAUAUCCUGCAAGUAAUUAAUAAGCUAUAGCUAGCUAGCAGCAGAUAGCUGUAAAUUAAGCUGCAGCUAGCAUGGCGCCGCCGCCGCUCCUCCUCCUCCGGCUGCUGCUUGUUGCGGCGGCGGCAUCAUCAAGGAUGGCGACGAUCAGGUGCCAUGGGUACCAGUACAACGCGUCGCAGGGGCCCCUGGUGACGGCGGUGAUCGCGUUCGGCGACUCCAUCGUCGACCCCGGCAACAACAACGACCUGCACACGCAGAUCAAGGCCAACCAUCCACCCUACGGCAAGGACUUCUUCAACCACGAGGCCACCGGAAGAUACUCCAACGGCCUCAUACCCACUGACCUCAUCGCCCAGGGGCUUGGUGUGAAGCAGCUGCUGCCGGGCUACCUGGGCGUGGAUCUGAGCCCGGAGGAUCUCCUGACGGGCGUGAGCUUCGCGUCCGGCGCCACCGGAUUCGAUCCGCUGACGCCCGUCGUGGUGAGCGUCAUCUCGCUGGAGCAGCAGCUUGCCUACUUCGACGAGUACCGCGCGAAGCUGGUGGCCAUCGCCGGCGAGGAGGAGACGGACAAGAUCAUCAGGGGGGCGCUCUUCGUGGUGUGCGCCGGCACCGACGACGUGGCCAACACCUACUUCACGACGCCCUUCCGCCGCGUGGUGUACGACAUCCCCAGCUACGUGGAGCUGCUCGUCUCCGGCGCCGAGGCCUUCCUCCGGAACGUCAGCGCGAGGGGCGCCACCAGGAUCGGCUUCGUGGGGAUGCCGCCGGUGGGGUGCGUGCCGUCGCAGCGGACGCUGGGCGGCGGCCUCCGCCGCGAGUGCGAGCCGAGGCGCAACGAGGCGGCGCAGCUGUACAACGCCCGGAUCCAGGGGAUGAUCGCCGGCCUCAACGCCGAGCAGGGAUUCGGCACGCUGGUGGUGUACCUGGACAUCUACCGCAUCCUGGACGAGCUCAUGGAGCGCGGCGACAGGUACGGCUUCACCGAGACCACCAAGGGCUGCUGCGGCACCGGCACCAUCGAGGUCACCGGGCUCUGCGACAGCCGCUUCGUCUCCGUCUGCGACGACGUCUCCCAGCACGUCUUCUUCGACAGCUACCACCCCACGGAGCGAGCCUACAGGAUCAUCGUCGACGACAUCUUCGACAACUACAUCCAAGUGCUCGUCUGAUCAUCUGCACUAGUUCUGUAUCGAUCGUCCAAUUGUAUGAUUGCAUUCUUGUUUAUUGUUUUAAUUGAGGGGUGAAUUGAAUGUGUGUUGUUGUUUUCUUUUUCUUUUUCUUUUCUUAGGGAGGGAUUAUUAUUAUAUUGAAUGCGUGUUGCUGCUGCUGCUGCAUCCAGCAAAUGCAUGGGCCAAAAAGAUAUUGGGCCCAGGGUAAAGCAAAGCCCACCCUCAAAGAACAUUAUUUAUUGGCCGGCCGGGCCGGUCAUCUCGUCUGAUUACGAAAUGCAUAUAUAUGCAUGGGCCUUCUUCGGUUUCUAAAUA
This is a messenger RNA of Panicum virgatum (switchgrass), 1747 nucleotides long. RefSeq names its product GDSL esterase/lipase EXL3-like. The record is from RefSeq and is a predicted model, not a curated record. NCBI's taxonomy places the organism in Eukaryota, Viridiplantae, Streptophyta, Magnoliopsida, Poales, Poaceae. The transcript has 2 exons. Gene Ontology annotation, molecular function: hydrolase activity, acting on ester bonds. Bases 335 to 1432 code for a protein of 365 amino acids.